This is a messenger RNA of Moneuplotes crassus, 1393 nucleotides long. The record is from the annotation of a GenBank genome assembly. Lineage: Eukaryota; Ciliophora; Spirotrichea; Euplotida; Euplotidae.
AGAUGGGCCAAGCAGCUUGAUGCUCUACACGUCCUGAUGAUGCAGCAUUGGGUAUUGGAGCAAACCUUGAGAAAAAGAACCUUGAAACUUACAAGCCAGUUCUUGAGAAGAUAAGAAAAUAUGAGUUUGAGUGCGAAGAGGACUCAAAGAGUGAGAACCAAGACACUCAGAAAGAGUCCUUAAGAAGCACAGCAAGGGUAGUUUAUAAUUUAAACGAAAUUUUUAACACAGAUAUGGGUGAACAAAUGAUAAGAGAGUUCAAAUAAUUUUAUCUUCCUCGUGAAGCUACAUAACCAGGAGUAUAAAGUUGAGAUGACAAGGAGGAUAACUAAGAAGAAAAACUUCCAAGAGGAGCUUAAGACAUAUGAGCCUCUAAUACCCUCUCCGAUAGUUGAUAAAAUAUGGUGCUGUAUUAUAUCAAUGGGGAAUGCUUAUGAGAAAUUUUGAGAAUCUACCUUCGAUUCCUAUCUUCACAGAAAAGAUCCAAUGAGAGAGAACGCGACUAAUACAAGGGCUAAUUAUGCCUAUACAUACAAACUAUUGAAACAAUAUAAUGAAAUUAUUGACCCAGAUUAUCAAUUUUGGCCAGAUCUGGAUGUAGAGGACUAUGCUUUCGAACACAUAAAUUUUGUACAUGUAGAUAUUAACAGAGUCAGGGAGAUAGAUUUUUCAGGUGUAAACCCGCAAAUUAUGAGUGUGUCUCAGCAAAUGGCAAAUGCUAAUAAGUUAAGACAAAAACUUAUACAAAAAGGAGAGGGAGACUAUGACGAUAAGAUCUUGUUCGAAAGCAUGCAUGUCAAGACACCUCAAGGAGCAAAAUCCAUUCACAGAAUCUACAGAGGCAUUAAGAGAGCUAAUACGAAGUAUGAGGCAAUCCAGAAGCGACUUGUGCUAAAGUUCCUUAUCACCAAAGACACAGCAACUGUUUGGAUGGAAGAGUUUCACAAAUAUCUUAUUAUUGUCGCUUAUUUUGAUAAGGAUAUUGGGUCAAUGAUGCCAUCACAGACACUAAAGAUCGUGUGGGAGACUUAUAGAGAAUUUACACAGAAUUGGACCAACAUUUGCCAUAGUUUGUUGGAUAACAACGAUGAUGCUCCAAAAGAAGCGUUUAAAAUUUAUACAGACACCGGACCAUCACUCCCAUCACCUCCUAUCGAGGAGAAAUCUUUGCUCCUCUCAAAGGCUUAUGAGGAAAUGUUUAAAAAGGAACCUCCUGAGGAUAUAUGGCAACUAGAGUCAAGAGUUGACCAGAAGUUUAUUUGAAUUAAUCUCUUUAGAACGGAAUAUUUAAGCAAGAAGCCUUUUACAAAGAUCACUGACAUCAAGCUUCAGCACGACCCCAUGCACAACCUCUUGGAGUGGCAAAUAAAAACGCUUUAGUUCAUAAAUCAGU